UAGUUAGGAGGCUGCCGCCCAUGUGACUGCGAGCGCUGGUAUGCGCAGUUGGCCGCGGUCUGUGUGGCGUCCCCCUCUCCUUCUCUCGCUCGCUCGCGCUCUCUCUCUGCCCUUUCCUGGCGCGGAGUGGGAAAUGUAACUGCCGCCGACUGGAGGGAGAGCCCCGGGCAGCGGCACCAUGAAUGUGUGUAACAGUACUGAUCUCCCUGAGGUGGAAAUCAUCAGUCUUUUGGAGGAGCAGCUGCCCCACUACAAGCUGAGAGCCGACACCAUUUACGGGUAUGACCACGACGACUGGCUGCACACACCACUCAUCUCGCCCGACGCCAACAUCGACCUCACCACAGAGCAGAUUGAGGAGACCCUCAAGUACUUCCUUCUAUGUGCUGAACGAGUGGGCCAGAUGACUAAGACUUACAAUGACAUAGAUGCUGUGACACGUCUGCUGGAAGAGAAAGAGCGUGACUUGGAGCUGGCUGCGCGAAUUGGCCAAUCACUACUGAAGAAAAACAAAACUCUCGGUGAGAGAAAUGAGUUCCUGGAGGAGCAGGUGGAGCACAUUCGAGAAGAGGUUUCUCAGCUGCGACAUGAGCUGUCUAUGAAGGAUGAGCUGCUCCAGUUCUAUACCAGUGCAGCCGAGGAGAGUGAAGGGGAGUCUACCACCACCACCCCGAUCCGGCGGAAUGAGUCCACGUCCUCCCUGCCGAGUUAUUUUCCCCUGGACUCUCUGCAGAAGAAGCUCAAAGAACUGGAGGAGGAGAAUACGGUGUUGAGAUCGGAGGCCUGUCAUCUGGAGACAGAGACCAUCUCCUAUGAAGAGAAGGAGCAGCAGCUGGUGAAUGACUGUGUUAAAGAACUCCGAGAUGCCAACCACCAGAUCUCGUCCAUCGCCGAAGAGCUGGCGAAAAAGACGGAAGACGCUUCCCGCCAGCAGGAGGAGAUCACCCACCUGCUGUCCCAGAUCGUGGACCUGCAGAAGAAGUCCAAAUCAUACGCCGUGGAAAACGAGGAGCUCACCCAGCAUUUGGGAGCUGCUAAAGAUGCACAGCGUCAACUGACAGCUGAGCUGAGGGAGCUGGAGGAGAAGUAUGCUGAGUGCAUGGAGAUGCUCCACGAGGCCCAGGAGGAGCUGAAGAACCUUCGCAAUAAAACACUGCCACUGAGCACGCCCAGACGCUUCCACUCGCUCGGCCUGUUCCCCAUGGACUCGUUAGCUGCAGAAAUCGAGGGCACAAUGAGGAAGGAGCUGCAGAUGGAUGACCCGGAAGUGGAAGAACAAAAAAUGCAUCAUCGGCGAGUCUUCGAGGCGGUGAAGAACAUCAACCAGACGGUUCGGCAGCGAUCCCUAGGCCCCUCCCCCAUGAACAUCCCGGGAUCCAAUCAGUCGUCCUUGCUGAACUCGGCCCGCUCCAGCUGCCUCAGCACCCCCCGCUCCAGCAUGUACGGCAGUGACUUCAACAACGUCGUCAUCGACAACCGUGCCAACAGCAUCAUUCAGGAGAACGAGUCUCCUGAUGGAAGUGUGGACGACUCCAACAAGAAGCCGGGCACGCCGGGCACGCCGGGCUCCCCGGACCUGGAGAUGGCCCUGCGGCGGCUCUCUCUGCGGCGGGAGAACUACCUGAGCGAGCGGCGCUUCUUCGAGGAGGACCGCGAACGCAAGCUGAGGGAGCUGGCGGAGCAGGGCGAGCUGUUCGGGGGCAGCCUGACGCCCACCGAGAGCAUCAUGUCUCUGGGCACCCACCUGUCGGGCCUGUCCAGCCUGUCCGGCCUGUCUCUGCACAGCCGCUCCUACCUGCCCGAGAAGCUGCAGAUCGUCAAGCCGCUGGAAGGCUCGGCCACACUGCACCACUGGCAGCAGCUGGCCCAGCCGAACCUGGGGGGGAUUCUGGACUCACGGCCGGGCGUGGUCACCAAAGGCUUCCGGCCUCUGGAGCUGGACCUGGAGGAGGUCUACCAGUUCACUGACUUUGAGGAGGACGAGUCAGGUGACCUUUCGUUCCCGAGCCUUUCUACCUCAGCCCCCACGCCCCCACGGUGCCGCAGCCCCGCCUCCUCCCCCUCGUCUUCCUCCAACUGCGUCAACAACAACAACGACCCCCCCGAAGCGUCCAAGAGCGCCCCCCCGCCCAGCGUCCCGGAGCCACAGGAGGAGCUGUCCGUGCAUUACCCUGGUAAAUGUAUGUCUCACACCAGCUCAACCUACACCUUCACCACCUGCCGCAUCCUUCACCCAUCGGACGAGUUGACGCGAGUAACACCCAGCCUUGUGUCGGGGCCCACGGCGUCCUGCGUCACGUCCAGCAGCCUCAGAUCCACCCCGGUGUCCACCCCCCGCCGCCUCAGCCUGGCCGAGUCCUUCACCAACCUGCGCGACUCCACCAAGACCAUGAGCACCUCCCUGGGGCUGGUGCGCCUCCUGCAGGAGCAGGGCAUCUCCGCGGCCGUGUACAACCCACAGAGCUGGGACCGGGCCGACGCCCCGGACGCCCCCGACGUCACCCCCGCCCCCCGGGGCCCCGAAACCCUGCCCUCCACCCCGCCCAACUCGCCCACCGGCCAGACGCAGUCCCGGCCCUUCCUGGCCUCUCGGCCGGCCAGCUCCAUCCUGAGGGAGGUGCGGGAGGAGGCGCGCAGCCAGGCGGACUGCGGGAGCCAGACGGACGUCAGCGUUCACAACCUGCGUCUGGUGGACAAGCUCAAGCGCUUCGGCGUGGCGCGGACAGAGGAGGCGGGCCCCGGGGCCGUGGGCCGCGCCCCGUUACUGGGGCCCCUCGGGCGCGGCCGCCCUCUAUUCGGACCCCCCGCCGUGACCAGCGCCAUCGGGGGGCUCCCCGCCCUCAACGCCGGGAUCCGGCGGAACCGCAGCUACCCCGCCAUGGUGGGGGCCAGCAUGGUCAUGAAGGGCCCCGGUCCCCCGAGCUCCGACACGGCCCUGCAGCCCAAACUCCCCAAACAGACUAGUCUCAAAUGAGGGGCACUGGCCCCUCUGUCCACUCCUGACUCUCCGUAUGCUGCUUCAGAGAUGAAACGGCUCUGUGCCUCUAACACACUGUUUUGUUAUCACCCCCCCUCCCUCACACGCACACACACGCACCUUCUGCACACUGUUCAGCACCCUCACACACUCUGCGGUCUUUCUGCUCCUGCUGUAAAUUGUCCUGAGGUGGAUCCCUGCUGAAUAUCCUCCUCUUUUGUGAGAGACUCAGAUGUAUGUACGCCCUGUGUAAAGCACUUUUAUUCCCAGGCCCGGCCGUGUGGAGAAGCAGUCUGUGUCUGUCCCGUUUCUGUAGCGUAGCUCCUUCCCUUGUCCCCCUGGCUCUCCGUGUGGCCCUUUCCACUUUGAGCACACGACACUGUGCACUGAGAGAGUCAGUGUGAGCACCUUACUGAAUCUCACACUGUGAACUCGUCCACUGAGGAUCAGUGAUAUGUAUUAAGUCCAGUUUGCACAUAUAGUUCCCUUUGAAAAAGGGGUGGGGUUUACAUAUCGGCUCCUGCCCGUUCUGUUAUGAUGUCACUCGUCUAUAUAAAGGGUGGAAGCGGUCACAUUGGAGUGAAAGGGGUAGACACGGGACGUUUGCAGUGAAUGAACGAAUGUGGUUUGAACUUGAAAACACAAGCCUAUCUAUUUUUGUGACAGACCAACAUAGUUUAUGCGUGUGUAUUAUGUUUUAAUGAGAGGCUCAUAAAGAUAUCAAAGACUUGAAUCAUAUUAACUGUUAAUAAUCAAAAAAGGAUAUUUCCAUCGAAGUAUAUUAUGCGUAUGAUGGUGACUGAAGAGGCCAUCAGAUAGCCUGUGUGAAAAAUUAAAAUGCAAGUUGCCAAAAGUAAAUGUUUGAUGACUGAAUCAUUAGCUUUAAAGCCAUUGUGAAUGGUGAAUAUAAUAGCAGGACUGAAGUGAUGUCAUAGUGCCUGAUAGUUUAUUUAAUUCUUAUUGGACUGACUUCUGUGCAGUACAUCAAUCCCAGAAUGCAAUGCACAUUGCAUUGCUUGUUAGUUGUGCUAUGAGGUGACCUUCAAAAUCUUUUAACCUUGGUCUAAAAAAUUCAAAACAUUUCAUCUUACAUUUAUAUUUGAAGCAAACAAAUGUAAGCAUAGCGGUAUUUGAAAGUAUGUUUCUAUACUUUCGAUAACAAUAGUGUAAAGACUAUUUAUUCUUUAUUUACUUAAAUGUUUUAGUAAAAACAAGAGAUUUGUGAGCUGAUAUUGUGUGUGCACUUAUCGUCUGUAACUUGAAUUUGAAUGUAUUUGAUAACAGCAGAUAUGUCCAUACAUGUACAUUGAAUUAUGUGAUGAGUUUUAUUGCAUCGCACCACAAAGGGAAGUCUGCUACUUUACAUUGUAAAUGAGAAGUAUGCAAUGAAGUGUGUCCUGUUAACUUUUUAUAAAAAAAUAAAUAAAUGACUAAAAUAUGAAAAAGAGAAAAAAAAAAUGAAAAAAAAAUACAGUCCAUAAAAAAAUAAAAAGUCAAAAACACUGGUUCCAAGUGUUGAAUUGUACUUUCAGGAAUUUCAAAUGCUGUUCUCAGAAAAUAAAAUAUCAAUAAAGCAAUUGAUAUGACUUCC
Molecule: messenger RNA, 4568 nt
Organism: Conger conger (European conger)
Lineage: Eukaryota; Metazoa; Chordata; Actinopteri; Anguilliformes; Congridae
Gene: trak1a
Product: trafficking protein, kinesin binding 1a
Exons: 16
Coding region: 179-2974 (931 amino acids)
Biological process (GO): anterograde axonal transport of mitochondrion; neurogenesis; endosome to lysosome transport
Cellular component (GO): dendrite
Molecular function (GO): GABA receptor binding
Source: RefSeq, a predicted model, not a curated record